This is a messenger RNA of Benincasa hispida (wax gourd), 3201 nucleotides long. Its product is annotated as glutamate receptor 3.7-like. Gene Ontology annotation, molecular function: ligand-gated monoatomic ion channel activity; G protein-coupled receptor activity. Gene Ontology annotation, biological process: G protein-coupled receptor signaling pathway. Lineage: Eukaryota; Viridiplantae; Streptophyta; Magnoliopsida; Cucurbitales; Cucurbitaceae. Gene Ontology annotation, cellular component: membrane. The record is from RefSeq and is a predicted model, not a curated record.
UUCACUGUGACAUGGGCAACCUUUAUUCAAUGCUCUCAUUUCUUUAACAAUUGGUUCCUGAAUUCCACGCUUAUUAUCCCAUUCUCAAUCUAGGAAGUGGGCACCCAGUUCCCCUUAGAUUGAAACACAACUAAGCUAAUUAUCCUGUACCAAAUUUUUGGUCUUUUUUAUUCAAUAUCAUUCAUUCACAAGAAACCCUUUAUAGUUGAGGGCAUCUUUGUGAAUUAUAGAGCUUGAAUGGUUAAUUUUGCCGCUCUGCCGCUGCUUUUGCAUACUUUGAUAUGGCUGUUUCAGCUCACUGGUCCGAUCUGCUGCCAAAAACCUACUGUGGUAAACGUUGGUGCGGUUUUCACUUUCAAUUCCGUCAUCGGCAGAGCAGCAAAGCCGGCGAUGAAAGCAGCAAUUUCCGACAUAAACGCUGACCCCAACAUCUUGAAUGGCACAAAGCUUAACUUCUUCAUGGAAGACUCUAAUUGUAGUGGCUUCUUGGGCUCCGUUGAAGCUUUGCAGGUACUUGAGAAAGAAAUUGUAGCCAUGAUUGGCCCACAAUCCUCAGUAGUGGCUCAUGUGAUUUCUCAAAUUGUUAAUGGUUUACAAAUUCCUCAAGUAUCCUAUGCUGCCACUGAUCCAACAUUAUCCACUCUGCAACUCCCUUUUUUCCUCCGAACAACUGUAAGUGACUCUUACCAAAUGGCUGCCAUGGCUGACUUGAUUGAUUAUUAUGGCUGGAAAGAAGUCAUUGCUAUAUUUUUGGAUGAUGAUUAUGGUAGAAAUGGGAUAUCUUUUCUGGGUGAUGAACUUCAGAAAAAAAUGUGUCGUAUUUCUCAUGAAUACCCUUUGCCUUCUCUGGCUAAUCUUACUAAGAUCACACAAAUACUUAACAAUUCUAAAUUACUUGGUCCUCGUGUUUAUGUAGUUCAUGUAGGCCCUGAUCCCCAAUUGAGAAUCUUCACCAUUGCCCAUAAACUUGGUAUGCUUACAAGUAAUUACAUUUGGUUCGCAACCGAUUGGCUUUCUACAACUCUUGAUUCUUCUUCACCAAUAACCAAUGGUGCUUCGCUUGAUAUACUUAACGGAGUCGUGGGGCUGCGCCCUCAUACUCCAGAGUCUAAAAGAAAGAGAGAUUUGUGGGAUCGGUUGAGAAAAACGCAGCCAAAAGGUUUAACAAAUUCUGUGUUGAAUGUUUAUGGACUGUAUGCUUAUGAUUCAGUAUGGAUUGUUGCAAAGGCAGUGGAUAAGUUUAUCAAAGAAAAUGGGAAUAUUAUCACAUUUUCAUCCACAGGGAAAGUUUUUGGCUCUAAUGAAAGUGGAAUUCAACUGGGUAAGCUUAAAGUGUUUGAUGGAGGAAGUGAUUUACUUAGAAUUCUUAUGCAAACAGAUUACAAUGGUUUAAGUGGGAGAAUUCAGUUUGGUGAAGACAGAAAUGUUGUUAAUGGUAGCUACGAUGUGAUUAAUAUUGAUCAAAGGAAAAUUCGUUUGGUGGGUUAUUGGUCUAAUAACUCAAGAUUUAAGCUUGAGAAUGUUGUUUGGCCUGGUGGGAAGUCAGAAAUACCAAGGGGUUGGGUGAUUGCAGAUGCUGGAAAACCUCUGAGAAUUGCAUUCCCAAAAAGAGCAAGCUUUGUUGAUUUUGUUACUCAAUUGAACAACACUAAUAUUGUUCGAGGAUAUGUUAUUGAUAUAUUCAAAGAAGCACUCAAGUUUGUUCCAUAUGAAGUUCCUUACAAACUUGUGCCUUUUGGGGAUGGUCGAGUCAAUCCCAGUUAUGAUGAACUUGUUCAAUCGGUUGCAAAUAAUGUGUUUGAUGCAGCAGUUGGGGACAUUGCUAUCGUCACGAACCGAACAAAGAUAGUCGAUUUUUCUCAACCAUAUACCACAACAGGGCUGAUCAUGGUUGCACCAGUUAAAGAUUCAAAAUCAAGUGCUUGGGUGUUUCUUAAACCAUUUACAGUGGAGAUGUGGUGUGCAACAGCAGGUUCAUUUGUGGUAAUUGGGAUUGUUAUUUGGAUGUUGGAGCACAGAAUCAACGACCAUUUUCGAGGCCCUCCCAAAAGGCAGAUUAUCACAAUGUGUUUGUUCAGCUUUUCAACUCUAUUCAAGGCUAAUCAAGAAGCAACAAUUAGCCCACUUUCUCGACUGGUGAUGUUGGUGUGGCUGUUCUUGUUAUUGGUAAUAACCUCAAGCUACACAGCAAGUUUGACAUCAAUCCUUACGCUUCAGCAACUUUGGUCUCCAAUACGAGGAAUUGAUGACUUGGUUGCAAGUAACUUGCCAAUUGGGUAUCAGGUAGGAUCCUUUGCUUAUGACUAUCUUACACAAUCCCUUUUCAUACCAAGUUCCAGAUUGAAAAAGCUGGACUCCCCUGAAGACUACGAGAAAGCACUGCGCCUUGGCCCAAGAGGAGGUGGUGUGGCAGCCAUCAUUGAUGAACUUCCAUAUUUGGAGUUGUUUCUGUCUAAGACUAAAGAAUUUGGAAUGAUUGGUCAACCUUUUACAAGGAGCGGAUGGGGAUUUGCUUUUCAAAGAGGAUCUCGACUUGCAGUUGAUAUGUCAACUGCAAUUUUGAGACUCUCGGAGAGUGGAAAGCUCCAAGAAAUACACAACUCGUGGUUCUGUAAGCUAGGUUGUCCGGGAAAUCGGGGAGGAAAGUCAGAGCUAGACCAACUUCACUUGAUCAGUUUCUGGGGUUUGUAUUUGCUUUGUGGAAUCAUUUCCCUUGCUGCACUCUUCCUGUUUCUUUUAAAACUAAUAUGCCAGUAUAUCCGCUAUAAACGGCACCAUCGGCGUCGUCAUUCAGAGGAAGUUACACCAUUCCCUGUUCCAUCCAACACUAGCUGUACUCAGACCAUACAAAACUUUAUAGGCUUUAUUGACGAGAGGGAAGAAGCCAUCAAGAGCUUCUUCCGAACAUCACAUGGUGCUCAAAAUGGGAACCAACUCCCCAUUCGUUCCCAAAAGGCCAAGGAGAAGGCUGAUUCCGAGAUAGAGGUAGGGACCUCGGGUAUGAAUCGGGGAUAGACUUUUGCCUGCCAUUUGGUUCUUCAUAAUUUCUUAGGUGGAUUUCUUGGUGAAGCAUGUACAUUAAAUCCCAUAAUAUCGAACUAAAAUUGUAGCAUAGUAAAUAUCUUACCUUGUAUCUAAAUUGGUCAAAGCAUCUCAGAAAUUUAGAUUCUAUUAGAUAACUAUUUUUGAGCCAUUACAAUU